Molecule: messenger RNA, 1179 nt
Organism: Periconia digitata
Lineage: Eukaryota; Fungi; Ascomycota; Dothideomycetes; Pleosporales; Periconiaceae
Source: the annotation of a GenBank genome assembly
AUGCUCGUUUCUCUCACCGUCGGCAAGGUCGAUGCCGGCGUUGCUGUGCUUCUGACCGAAGAUAAACGUCUGAUCGAGUUCCCUUCCAUUCUUCUCCCGCCAGAUAUCUCCUCCGGCAGCAUAGUAGACAUCACCGUUUCACGCAAUCACGACAAAGAAUCAUCCUCCGCCGCCGCUUUUCACGCUCUGCAAUCCAACAUCUACCGCACCUUUGGUCAGCGCACCCCCUCUGCGCCCAUUCUACGAUGUCGCAAUGCCACACAAACCUCCGUCGUACUGGAAUGGGACCCCAUUGAUAUUGCUACGGCUGAGUUGCGCAGUCUGACCUUGUAUCGCAAUGGCAGCAAGGCUGGGACGAUACCCAAGCCCACCGAGGUGCACAGCACCAAGCUGAGCGGUCUUGCCGUGGACACCGAGUAUCAGUUUCACCUGGUCCUAAGAACAAGCGCAGGCACGUACAGCAGCGAAAAGAUCAAAGUACAGACGCACAAGAUGACGGAUCUCUCUGGUAUUACCAUCACACCAGGCCACAUGCCCGCCACACUCCGAGAAUCACUGCAAAAAUCUGUCGAACGCAUAGGCGCUAAGAUUGUCGACACGGUCAGAAUCGAUACCACCCACUUCGUGUGCACCGAGGGCCGCGGCCCGGCGUGGGAGAAGGCAGUCGAGAACAAUAUACCCGUCGUGGUGCCGGAUUGGAUCAAGGGUUGUGAGAGGGAUGGUAGGAUCGUCGGUGUGCGAGGAUAUUAUCUCAAUGCAGACCCGCGGUUGCGACAGAUUGGUCCAGGUGGAGCGCCAGGCCAAGGGCCGCCCCAGCAGGUGACGAGCCCAAGGACCGAAGUCACCCCUCCUACUCCCGAGAGGCCCACUCGCCAAAGAGAAGAGGAUAAUUCUGCGCCCCCUCCGCCGCCCCCUCCCAAGGAUCAUGAAGAUGAGAAGAGCGACACAUCAACCCCUCCCGAACCGAAGACUCAAACAGAGGAGCAGAAGGUGAGAACGGAGGAUCUAAAGCCGACUGCUGGAGAUUCUGAAGACGAGAGUGACGACGAAGAUGAACAACCGAGUAACGAGAAGGGAUCAUCGUCUGAUGCAGACUUACCAUCACGCGAAAAACCACCGCCUCCCACCGUAGAAGAGGACGAGGACGACAAGGGCAAGUUUGAAGAGGUUGCAUUUUGA